Acomys russatus (golden spiny mouse) is the source of this 1395-nucleotide messenger RNA. It is a transcript of the gene Casp7, whose product is annotated as caspase 7. Lineage: Eukaryota; Metazoa; Chordata; Mammalia; Rodentia; Muridae. Gene Ontology annotation, cellular component: cytoplasm. The coding region runs from base 134 to 1054 and encodes 306 amino acids. The record is from RefSeq and is a predicted model, not a curated record. The transcript has 7 exons. Gene Ontology annotation, biological process: proteolysis; apoptotic process.
CCGCCCCGCGUCCGCCCCGCCCGCUCCUCCCCCUCCGUCUCGGAGACUUUUACUUUCGCUUUGCUAAAGCUGCCCUAGACCUUCGCGGAGGAUCGCACGCCACCGUGGGCUCCAGCUCGCCACCGUGGGAACGAUGACAGAUGAUCAGGACUGCCCUGCGGAACUGGAAGAGGUGGGAUCUUCGGGUGAAGAUGGAGUCGAUGCUAAGCCAGACCGCACCCACUUUAUCUCAGGACUCCUCUGGAAAAAGAAGAAAAAUGCCUCUAUGCGCCCUGUCUGGACCACGCGGGAGCGAGUGCCCACGUACCUGUAUAGCAUGGAUUUCGAGAGGAUGGGAAAGUGCAUCAUCAUAAACAACAAGAACUUCGACAAAGCCACAGGGAUGGAUGUCCGGAAUGGGACAGACAAAGAUGCAGAGGCUCUCUUCAAGUGCUUCCGAGGCCUGGGGUUUGAGGUGACUGUCUACAACGACUGCUCUUGUGCCAAGAUGCAAGACCUGCUCAGACAAGCCUCUGAGGAGGACCACAGCAACUCGGCCUGCUUUGCCUGCAUCCUGCUGAGCCACGGAGAAGAGAAUAUGAUUUACGGGAAAGAUGGCAUGACGCCCAUAAAGGAUCUGACCGCUCAUUUCAGGGGAGAUCGGUGCAAGACCCUGUUAGAGAAACCCAAGCUCUUCUUCAUUCAGGCUUGCCGAGGGACGGAGCUGGACGACGGGAUCCAGGCCGACUCGGGGCCUAUCAAUGACACCGACGCUAACCCCCGGUACAAGAUCCCAGUGGAAGCCGACUUUCUCUUUGCUUACUCCACAGUUCCAGGUUAUUACUCGUGGAGGAACCCAGGGAAAGGCUCCUGGUUUGUGCAGGCUCUCUGCUCCAUCCUGGACGAGCACGGCAAAGAGCUGGAGAUCAUGCAGAUCCUGACCAGGGUGAACGACAGGGUGGCCAGGCACUUCGAGUCCCAGUCCGAAGACCCACGCUUCAACGAGAAGAAGCAGAUCCCGUGUGUGGUCUCCAUGCUCACCAAAGAGCUCUACUUCACGCGCCCUCCCAACUGAGAACCUGCAGUCGCCCUCUGAUGAGUGCAAUUGUUAUUUUAUUCUUAUUGUUUUGACACUCUCAAAAUAAUCCAGAUAUGUUAAGGAGGUUUAAUUUCAGGGAAGUACAUUGAUUCAGCAGGGAAGAAGUUUUCUGAUGACGUCUGAUAUUCUGGGUUUCCUUUUUUUUUUUUUAAAUAAUUUUGUUCAUCAGAUGACUUCACACGUUUCCUUCAAGGUUAAUUUCCUAUUUCUUUUACCUUGUCAUCACACGGAGUGCAUGCUAUGAAAAUGACCUCUGGAGAAGACAUUGGUGGUAGCCAUUAAUGGAAAGUCAAAGUCUUGGUUGAACUCGGUAAAGA